AAUGAAAUAGCUUGCAUAUCGAAACAGUUUCGAUAAGCAAAAUGGUUUAUUUGAUAUGUUGUUAUAAACUUGAUGUUAUAAUACAUUGUUACCAGUGUAACAGACGAACGAAGGCCCAUCCCCUUUAAAUAUUGAGGAACAUCCCCUUUAAAAUCUUUGGUUGGAAAGACAGCCCGAGACUAUUUGCAGCGUUGUCACUAGGUGUUUCAUUUUAGUCCGUGGCGAUAUAUUUUCAUAAAAGGGCUUCAAAUCAGUGAGAUAUUUCCUGUUUUUGCAUAGUGUAUUUUUUUUCUGUUAGUUUAAAAGUCGUUUUUUUCUCAAUUUACUGUGUUUUGCGAUGCACCGGUACAUCAUCCUACUGUCCACCGCCCUGACGUUACUGCUCUCCGGACCAGUUCAAGGAUACUUCCCCGAAGAGCGCUGGAGUCCCGAAUCUCCACUUCUCGCUCCGCGUGUCCUCAUUGCACUUAUCUGCCGUAACUCGGAACAUUCUUUGCCUUAUUUCCUUGGAAAUAUCGAACGGCUGAAUUACCCCAAGGACCGUGUGGCAGUUUGGGUUGCGACGGACCACAAUGUGGACAACACCACGUCCCUCCUACGGGACUGGCUCGUCAAAGUCCAGAAGUUGUACCACUAUGUGGAGUGGAGGCCGCAGGAGGAACCCACAGAGUACGAGGAUGCAGACAGCCCAAAGCAAUGGAGCAACUAUCGCUAUGCACAUGUUAUGAAGCUACGCCAGGCAGCGCUGGAGUCUGCCAGGGAGAUGUGGGCAGACUACUUCAUGGUGGUGGACUGCGACAAUCUUCUGACCAACCCAGAUGUGCUGUGGAAGCUCAUCAAGGAAGACAAGACCAUCGUAGCUCCCAUGCUGGAGUCCCGUGCUGCCUAUUCCAAUUUCUGGUGUGGCAUGACAUCCCAGGGCUACUAUAAGCGCACCCCGGCCUACAUCCCCAUCAGGAAGCAGGUGCGUAGGGGCUGUUUCGCUGUACCCAUGGUGCACUCCACCUUCCUGAUUGACCUGAGGAAAGAGUCGUCACGCCAGCUGGCCUUCCACCCGCCGCACCCAGACUACAGCUGGGCUUUCGAUGAUAUCAUCGUCUUCGCCUUCUCCGCUCGCAUGGCAGAUGUGCAAAUGUUCCUUUGUAACAAGGAGACUUAUGGGUAUUUUCCCGUGCCGCUGCGAGCCCAUAACUCCCUGACUGACGAAGCAGACAGUUUUCUGCAUUCCUUGCUGGAGGUGAAUGUGCGGAACCCUCCAGUGCGACCAUCAGCGUACCUCCCAGUCCCGAGGAGGGUACCAGACAAACUGGGCUUUGAUGAGGUGUUCAUGAUCAAUCUGAAGAAACGGAGUGACCGGCGGGUGCGCAUGCUGACAACCCUGUACGAACUGGAGAUCGCCUCCAAGGUUAUUCAAGCAGUGGACGGCAAAGCGAUGAACAUCAGUGAGAUCAACGAGCUGGGGAUCCACAUGUUGCCGGGCUACAGCGACCCGUAUCAUGGCCGCCCCCUCACCAAGGGGGAGCUGGGCUGCUUCCUGUCCCACUAUAACAUUUGGAAAGAGAUUGCAGAACGCGGUCUGAAGACUUCCCUGGUAAUCGAGGAUGACUUGCGCUUCGAGGUGUUCUUCAAGCGACGCUUAAUGAACUUGAUGAGUGAGGUGGAGAGUCAGAGGCUGGACUGGGACCUGAUUUAUAUAGGCAGGAAGAGAAUGCAGGUAGACCACCCGGAGAAAGCUGUACCCAACAUACACAACUUGGUGGAGGCAGACUACUCCUAUUGGACGCUGGGCUACAUGAUAUCAUUACAAGGUGCCCAGAAGCUGCUGAGAGCAGAGCCAUUGAAGAAGAUGUUGCCUGUAGACGAGUUCCUCCCGGUCAUGUUUAAUAAGCACCCGGUCUCAGAAUACAUGGAGCACUUUGAGAAACGGGACCUGAAGGCCUUCUCAGCUGAGCCGCUGCUGGUCUUCCCGACCCACUACACCGGUGACCCAGGCUACAUCAGCGACACAGAGACCUCUGUGGUGUGGGACAACGAGAUGGUCCGCACAGAUUGGGACCGGGCCCGCUCGGGGAAGACCCACGAACAGGCCGAGAUCAGCACCGAGGCCCAGAACUCUGACGUUCUCCAGUCACCUCUGGACAGCACAGCCUCGCGGGACGAGCUAUGAGAUGGGGGGGGCGGGCAGGCAGAGGGCAAGAGGAAGGGGAGGGGGGCAAUGGAGGAUGGAUGGAGAAAUACACCGAAGAUUAAGAACUAACGUGGAGGAUUUUACCCAUGUUUUUUUCUUGUUUUUAUCUUUCUUUUAUUCUCUUUGGAGACAUAAUGUAUCUUACAUAGGGGCAAAUAUUUCUUUUGUUUUUCUCUGAAAUUGACAAUAUAAAAACAAAAGGGAUCCGUUACAUUCAGUUGUAUUUAAAACCUAUUUUCAUUUUAAUUUUUUUCCUGAAUUUUGUUGGACUCACCCUGUUUAUUUUAAUUUUUUACUGCUUUUUGCCAGUCACUAAUUGUGGGUGGGAUCUACAGGUCAAUAGUGGUCUGAUUGGAAAAUCUGUUACAUAUCAGUGAAGUGAUUGGCCCAGGAACUAUGACAGUGUCUCUUACUGGUCACCCCAAUUACUUUGUGCUUUAUGGCCUAGCUCAUCAUGCUAAAUCUCACCACUGACCCGAGUAGACCUUGUCGCCUCUAGAAUAAAUAGUUCAUGAAUUAGCUGUGGAUUUAUUAACAUGUGUUAAUAUGUAUUAUAACAGCAUAUUGUACUGUAGCAGUCUUCGUGAAAGGCCUGGAAGACAAGCACUUGCAUGCUUUUCAAGAUGGUUUUCCAAUUUUUAUCCUUUUUAUUUUCAAACCUGUUUGAUAGACCUAACAUAUCUUUUCUAUGUUUGAAGAUUGUAUGUGAAGUUUGUGUGUGCCGUGUCAUCUUAUAUUUUUAACAAAACCUCAACAACAAGAUGGAGGUCAUAUCACAGAACGUAAGAGAUUGAUGCCAAAACAGCAGUAAUUAAAAAGAAGCAGUUCCCAAAGUUGGCUUGCCUCCUCACAUCCUCCCUGCCAGACCGUAGCCAUUGAGCUGCAGUGGGAGCCCUUUAUAGCAGGGCAGUACUUCUUAAAAAGCAACAGCUCCCGAAGUUAAUCGCUACGGGGCGAAUGCUAACUUGUACUUAAAUCAAAUGUUGGCAUCGAUGUGACAAGUGAAAAUUCAUUUUGAAGUGUCCAUUUCUCUGUGUCAGUCAGUGACUGUUGAGUUACAGCUGGGCUGUUUAUAGCAGCGUUCCUCCUCCCUGCUGUCCGCAGACACUGCUAAAGACGCCUAGCACGUUUCGCUCACGGAGAAGCCUUGUGAUUUAAAAAGGACAAUAAAAAUUCCCUGCAGAGAUUCCUCCCAGCCACAUCCAAACUGGGUCGGUCGGUUUGUGCCCCACCUCCACCUCACUGUCCUUUUGAAAGUGGAAAGAGGAAAAGAAAACACUUUGGCCCCUGUGCCAAAGCAGUUCAAUAGAAGACUGCACUUAACAGAUGAGAUUCAGAGCUUGGACAGUUUGUCAUGCUUUAUAGCCCUCUUUUCUUAAUUUAUUGCUGGCCUGUCGAGAGAAACCGCUGUAUUCGGGGACCUCCCAAGGUGUUGGUUCUGGCUGAAGCGUUUCUUUCCAAGGCAUUGAUUGUUGCGCUGGUGUUCCCUUCCAAGGCAUUGAUUGGUGCACUGGUGUUCCCUUCCAAGGCAUUGAUUGGUGCACUGGCGUUCCCUUCCAAGGCAUUGAUUGGUGCACUGGCGUUCCCUUCCAAGGCAUUGAUUGGUGCACUGGCGUUCCCUUCCAAGAACUAGUGUUGCCUAGCGUUAAUGUUGGUUGUAGCACUAGCGCUGCUUGUUAGGCAGUCACAGUGAGAUGGGAGAACAUGGUGCUCUACAUGCUUCAAGCUUAUGAAUCAUGGUGUUGAAGAAGAUAUUACAUUCUGUCUUUCUGUAUAUCUGUGUUAUAGUGCAUUCAUACCAAAUAAAAUAUUUUGU
Esox lucius (northern pike) is the source of this 4004-nucleotide messenger RNA. It is a transcript of the gene colgalt1a, whose product is annotated as collagen beta(1-O)galactosyltransferase 1a. Gene Ontology annotation, molecular function: procollagen galactosyltransferase activity. The record is from RefSeq and is a predicted model, not a curated record. The coding region runs from base 338 to 2167 and encodes 609 amino acids. The transcript is spliced from 12 exons. Lineage: Eukaryota; Metazoa; Chordata; Actinopteri; Esociformes; Esocidae.